AUGUCCCGACCUGCUGUCAAUCAAUCUGUUAAACAUAGAAAACCUCACGCUAAAGAUCGUUUAAUAGGUAAUGAGUUUGAAUACGGAGGUAAUACGGGACUUGGUUAUCAACGUCCCCGUAUAAGAGCUGUUUUUAUUCCAAGUCAACCACAAUAUGGUAUGGCUAAUCAGCAAUGUCCUCCAAGUCAACCACAAUAUAAUAUGGCUAAUCAACAAUGUUGUCCAGGUGGUAUGGGUGGUAUGGGUGGCAUGGGUGGUAUGGGUGGUUAUGGUGGAGGAGGAAUGCCAGGAAUUCCAAAUAGACCUUUUGUAACGGCAGACGAAGUAUUUUUUGCUUAG
Adineta steineri is the source of this 339-nucleotide messenger RNA. The record is from the annotation of a GenBank genome assembly. NCBI's taxonomy places the organism in Eukaryota, Metazoa, Rotifera, Eurotatoria, Adinetida, Adinetidae.